GCAAGGUCUCAGACGCUUUUGGGCCUGUUGUCUCGAAAGCAUCUCUUCCGCGAUUCAAAUUGGACCCCGGCCAAACGACAGUGACCCUGAAUUGCUCACUUAGUACUUUUCUUAAGUAGCAGAGCGAAAUAUGCAAUAUCUGACCAUUCGAUGAGGCACUGUAGAUCGUAUGGAGAGAAGUCCAAGGAUGCAUCAUAAGGAUGAGUUUCCAAGGUCUGAAAUGGGGUCUUAGUACGAAAUUCCCUUUGUGCAUUGUGACGAGCUCAUCAAUGUCGCCAGUGCUCAACAAAGGCGAUAUCAUACUCGUGUCUAACCACUCCCAUCAACAAUACAACAUUGGAGAUAUUGUAGUUUUUAAGCUGGAGAGUCAAUCACACCCGAUCGUUCAUCGGAUAACUUCAAUUGUGAGGCCACAACGACCUCAUGGGAUCAAAUUGGAAUCUCGUCUAUUUGAGCAGGGUCUGAACGCCAAAACUGGAGGAAAAACAAUUUGGAAGAAGGACCAAUUGCGAGUCAACAAGUAUGGCAGUCUCCCAUGGUCCAAUAAUAUGAAGCGUGUUCCAGAGGUAAAUAACAUACCAAGUCAUCGGUGGGACGCCAGCCAUUCCCUCCACAAAUCCCGGCGAAGACAAGCCAUUUCCCAUCGAGGGUUCCACUUAAGGACCACUGAAGGUCACUCUUCCAAUUUUGUGACCCGUGGCGAUCAGAACCGAUUAGACGACCGUCUUUUGUAUGCCAAAGAUGGGAUCACGUACUUGACGAGAGAUCGGAUCCUGGGAAAAGUUCUCUGGAGUGUUCCAUAUCUAGGACAUCUCAAGAGGGUCCUCAGCAGCCUAAUAGGAUUAUAAAUGACCCACGACGAGAAGACCCCAAAGCCCAGCUCAAGGAGGGACUUCCUCUCCACCAUUCAUUCCGAUCAUGAACCAGGAACAUCGUAUUAACCUGACAAAGUAUUGUAGUAGAUCGACUUUCGCUUAUAUUUUUGAUCCAUAUAUUUGAAUAUCACAGUCAUGACGAUGCUUUGAA
Tigriopus californicus is the source of this 1026-nucleotide messenger RNA. RefSeq lists its product as uncharacterized. Bases 201 to 848 code for a protein of 215 amino acids. Lineage: Eukaryota; Metazoa; Arthropoda; Copepoda; Harpacticoida; Harpacticidae. Gene Ontology annotation, molecular function: serine-type endopeptidase activity. The record is from RefSeq and is a predicted model, not a curated record. Gene Ontology annotation, cellular component: membrane; signal peptidase complex. The transcript has 4 exons.